UGGACCAUGGAUAUUUACUUGAGUUGGAGACAUCUGUCCCAGGUGGUGGACAAUAGAAGAAUGAGGAUGACUUCAAGUUUCCAGUGGCUCUUAUCCACAUUUAUUCUUUUAUAUCUAAUGAAUGAAGUAAAUAGCCAGAAAAAGGGGGCACUUCGUGAUUUGAAGUGUGUAACUAACAAUUUGCAAGAGUGGGACUGUUCUUGGAAAGCACCCCUUGGAGCCGGCCAUGGUACUGUUUAUGAAGUUUGCAUUGAAGACAGGCCCCGUUCUUGUUAUCGAUUAGAGAAAACAAACAUUAGAAUCUCAGCUCUUUCACCUGGUGAUCAUGAAAUAAAAAUAAAUUCUCUACAUGAUCUGCAGAGUUCUAUGAGCAAAUUCAUAUUAAAUGAAAAAAAUGUUUCCUUAGUUCCAGACACUCCCGAGAUCUUGAGUUUGUCUGCUGAUUUUUCAACAUCUACGUUACACCUCAUGUGGAAUGACAAGGGCUCUGUUUUUCCACAUCACUCGAAUGUCAUCUGGGAAAUUAAAAUUCUACGUAAAGAGAGUAUGGAGCUUGUAAAAUUAGUAACAUACAACACAACUCUAAGUGGUAAAGAUGUCAUUCGUCACUGGAGCUGGACCUCGGACAUGCCUUUGGAGUGUGCUACUCAUCAUGUGGGAAUUAGAUGCUACAUUGACUAUCCUCUUUUCUCUGGUCGCAAAGAAUGGAGUGACUGGAGCCCAGUGAAGAACAUCUCUUGGAUUCCUGAUUCUCAGACCAAGGUUUUCCCCCAAGACAAAGUGAUACUUGUAGGCUCAGACAUAACAUUUUGUUGUGUCAGUCAAGAGAAAGUCUUAUUAGCACAGAUUGGUCAUAAAAACUGUCCCCUUAUCCGUCUCGAUGGAGGAAAUGUUGCAAUUGAGAUCCAUAAUAUUUCUGCUUCUGCAAAUAGUGGAACAAAUGUGGUUUUCACGACAGAAGACAACAUGUUUGGAACAGUUGUUUUUGCAGGAUAUCCACCUGAUAGUCCCCAAAAUCUGAACUGUGAGACACAUGAUUUAAAAGAAAUUAUAUGUAGCUGGAAUCCAGGAAGACCGACAGCGUUGGUGGGCCCUCGAAAUACCAGUUACACUUUAUUUGAAAGUUUUUCAGGAAAAUAUGUUAAAUUUAAAAGAGUUGAAGCACUUACAAAUGAAAACUAUCAGUUACUCUUCCAAAUGCUUCCAAAUCAAGAAAUAUAUAAUUUUACUCUGAAUGCUCGCAAUCCUCUGGGGCGAUCGGCAUCUUCAAUAUUAGUUAACAUAACUGAAAGAGUUUCUCCCCAUACUCCUACUUCAUUCAAAGUGAAGGAUAUUAAUUCAACAGCUGUUACACUAUUUUGGCAUUUACCAGGCAACUUUGCAAAGAUUAAUCUGUUAUGUGAAAUUGAAAUUAAUAAAGCUAAUUCAGCACAAGACUUGCGGAAUGUCACAAUCAAAGGAGUAGAAAAUUCAAGUUAUCUGGUUGCCGUGGACAAAUUAAACCCAUACACUAUAUAUACCUUUCGGAUUCGUUGUUCUGCUGAAACUUUCUGGAAAUGGAGCAAAUGGAGCAAUGAGAAAAAACAUUUGACCACAGAAGCCAUUCCUUCAAAGGGACCAGAUACUUGGAGAGAAUGGAGUUCUGAUGGAAAAAACCUAAUAAUCUACUGGAAGCCUUUACCCAUUAAUGAAGCUAAUGGAAAAAUACUUUCCUAUAAUGUAUCAUGUUCAUCAAAUGAAGAAACACAAUCCCUUUCUGAGAUCCCUGAUCCUCAACACAAAGCAGAAAUACAACUUGAUAAAAAUGACUACAUCAUCAGUGUGGUGGCAAAAAAUUCAGUUGGUUCAUCUCCACCUUCUAAAAUCGCUAGUAUGGAAAUCCCAAAUGAUGAUCUCAAAGUAGAGCAGGCUGUUGGAAUAGGAAAGAAGAUUCUCCUCACCUGGCAUCAUGACCCCAAUAUGACUUGUGACUAUGUUAUUAAAUGGUGUAACUCAUCUCGGUCAGAUCCCUGCCUUAUGGACUGGAAAAAGAUUCCUUCAAACAGCACUGAGACCAUAAUAGAAUCUGAUCAGUUUCGACCUGGUAUAAGAUACAAUUUUUUCCUGUAUGGGUGCAGAAAUCAAGGAUAUCAAUUAUUACGUUCUAUAACUGGAUACAUAGAAGAAUUGGCUCCAAUUGUUGCACCAAAUUUUACUGUUGAAGAUACAUCUGCAGAUUCCAUAUUAGUAAAAUGGGAAGAUAUUCCUGUGGAAGAGCUUAGAGGCUUUUUAAGAGGGUAUUUAUUUUACUUUGAAAAAGGAGAAAGAGACACGUCUAAGAGGGGCAGUGUGGAAUCAGGUCGUUCCGACAUAAAGGUUAAGAAUAUUACUGACAUAUCCCAGAAGACACUGAGAAUUGCUGAUCUUCAGGGUAAAACAAGUUAUCAUCUGGUGUUGCGAGCCUAUACAGAUGGUGGCAUGGGCCCAGAGAAGAGCAUGUUUGUGGUGACAAAGGAAAAUUCUGUGGGAUUGAUUAUUGCCAUUCUCAUCCCUGUGGCAGUGGCUGUCCUUGUUGGUGUAGUAACAAGCAUCCUUUGCUAUCGGAAACGAGAAUGGAUUAAAGAAACCUUCUACCCUGAUAUCCCAAACCCGGAAAAUUGUAAAGCAUUGCAAUUUCAAAAGAGUGUCUGUGAGGGAAGCAGUGCUCUUAAAACAUUGGAAAUGAAUCCUUGUACUCCAAAUAAUGUUGAGGUUCUGGAGACUCGAUCAACAGUUCCUAAAAUAGAAGAUACAGAAAUAAUUUCUCCAGUAGCCGAGCGUCCUGAUGUUAGCUCUGAUGUGGAACCUGAAAACCAUGUGGUCGUGUCCUACUGUCCUCCCAUCAUCGAGGAGGAGCUGCCAAACCCGGCAGUGGACGAAGCUGGAGGGACCGUACAAGUCGUUUACAUUGAUGUUCAGUCCAUGUACCAGCCUCAGGCCAAACCAGAGGAGGAACAAGACACUGACCCUGUGGUGGGCGCAGGCUAUAAGCCCCAAAUGCGCCUCCCCAUUAACUCUGCUGCAGAGGCCACAGCUGUAGGAGAUGGGGUGGAUAAGACUGCAGGCUAUCGGCCUCAGGCAAAUGUAAACACGUGGAACUUAGUCUCCCCAGACUCCCCUCGAUCCACAGACAGUAACAGUGAAAUCGUCUCUUUUGGAAGUCCAUGCUCCAUCAACUCCCGACAAUUUUUGAUUCCCCCUAAAGAUGAAGACUCUCCUAAAUCUAAUGGAGGGGGGUGGUCCUUUACAAACUUUUUUCAGAACAAACCAAAUGAUUAA
Messenger RNA from Marmota flaviventris (yellow-bellied marmot), 3297 nucleotides. It is a transcript of the gene Lifr, whose product is annotated as LIF receptor subunit alpha. Gene Ontology annotation, cellular component: external side of plasma membrane; signaling receptor complex; membrane. The record is from RefSeq and is a predicted model, not a curated record. NCBI's taxonomy places the organism in Eukaryota, Metazoa, Chordata, Mammalia, Rodentia, Sciuridae. Gene Ontology annotation, biological process: positive regulation of cell population proliferation; cytokine-mediated signaling pathway. Gene Ontology annotation, molecular function: cytokine binding; oncostatin-M receptor activity; ciliary neurotrophic factor receptor binding.